AAAUUGAACAUCCUAUCGUAAAGUGCUAAUUUUGUAGCCUCUAGUUAGUAGUUUGCAUUUUGUUGUUGGGGUUAAUAUAGUAAAUUGUGGUUAUUUAAUGGCUAUCACAUCUACCUGACUUGAUGAAAGUUUUCCAAAAUGAGCAGUUCAGAGGAAGUGUCAUGGAUCUCCUGGUUCUGUGGACUACGGGGAAACGAAUUCUUCUGCGAGGUUGAUGAAGACUACAUUCAGGAUAAAUUCAACUUGACAGGACUCAAUGAACAGGUUCCACAUUACAGGCAGGCUCUCGAUAUGAUUUUGGACCUGGAGCCAGGUAAGGGCAGAGAUGAGGAGCUGGAGGACAACCCUAACCAGAGUGACCUGAUCGAGCAGGCAGCUGAGAUGCUGUACGGUCUGAUCCAUGCGCGCUACAUCCUCACCAACCGUGGCAUCGCCCAAAUGCUGGAAAAGUACCAGCAGGGAGACUUUGGCUACUGCCCCAGAGUCUACUGUGAGAAUCAGCCCAUGCUGCCCAUAGGCCUUUCUGACAUCCCUGGAGAGGCCAUGGUGAAGCUCUACUGUCCCAAGUGCAUGGAUGUGUACACGCCCAAGUCCUCCCGGCACCACCACACGGACGGGGCCUACUUUGGCACAGGCUUCCCCCACAUGCUCUUCAUGGUGCACCCCGAGUACCGGCCCAAGAGACCUGCCAACCAGUUUGUGCCCAGGCUCUAUGGCUUUAAGAUCCAUCCAAUGGCUUACCAGUUGCAGCUGCAAGCCGCCUCCAGCUUCAAGAGUCCAGUCAAAGCCAUCCGCUAGGACCCCAUCCCAGGGGAAUGGAUGGAGGAGAAGGAGAGGGCGAGGGGGGGGUAAUUAUCAAUGAUGGAGAGGAGGGGGUGGUGUACCUCAGUUACCACACAACACACACACACACACACACCCACCCACCACUGCGAGGGCAGAAAAUAAAUGUUUUGUUUUAGACUUAGUGACCUUGAGAGAAGACAUUAAAGUAUCAAGAGUGUGUGUUCUAUAUAUAAAAACUGGAUGGAUGGCUUAAAAAAGAAAAAUCAAGUUCUCUUCUCUUGUCACAUGCACACAUGCUCAUACACCUCGUGUACACACACACACACACACACACACACACACACACACAUAGUGUGAGAAGGGGAGAGGAUAUCCCACUGUUUUGAAUAUUUGCUCUCCUGUCCGUGGUCAUGGCAAACCCUUUUUUGUUUUAAACCAGGAUGUUACAUUUGAAGUGCAGACUUCAGCUUCAGUAGUGUUUCAGUAUUGUCUCCCAUUCUAGUGAGCAACCCCCUUACCCACGACUCGUUUUCAUACUAUGGCGUAGAAAGGUCCCUCGGGUUUGUGUCCCGAGCCUCUUGCGCAGCUGUUCCCCAGCACUUUGCGGUUGAAACAAGCGGAGCCCACAGGUGACCGGUGAAGGCACCAGGCCUGACACGGGGCAGUCUUGUGCCUCUCUCUGUCGCUCGUCACUGUUUUCAUAGCAGGAAAACAGAUGGCUUUUUGGGUCGACUCUUAAAUGGUCAUUUGCAUGGCAUCCUUUGACGUUUCACAGUUGCGCUGCUCAAACCACCCAGUCUUAAAUUGCCUUAAGUGCAGUCAGUGGAAGCCCUCGGGUGCAUAGAAGGGUCACAGUGUGUGUGUUAGGACUGGAAGGCAGAGGCUGUGUGUGUGUUGGUUCUUGGCUCUGUUGCAGCGACUCUGCAGGGCUGAACUGUUGGCCCUUGUAUUGUACUGCUAAUGUCUCUUGUGACGGCUGGAAGUGUUUGGGGGACAUCUGGAAUGGCGACGUGUUCACACAACCCCCCUCCCCCUUUCUCUUUCUCACAAGCAAACAUACACACAAACAAACAAACACACACACUCAUGUUUAUCAGGCACGCACAAGCACUGAUUCAUGUUGGUGGUUCCUCUGCCUCCAGUAGAACAAUUUAUGUGAGAUGCGCAACGACAUGCCUCCAUGGUGACAUUUUGUGUUCCUCUUCUCUGUGUGUGUGUUUUUCUGACUUCCUACUCAGAGUGCAUCAGAUGUUAUUUGUGUGGUAGGCCAGAUGUACCCAGCUUUCUAAGUUUUUGAAAGAAAUUACACAUACGACGGACGGAUGGAGUGGACUGUAAUUAUUGUUAGUUUUAAAAUUGUUUUUUUUUUUUUUUUUUUUUUUUUUUUUCUGGGUUCUUUUUUUGCUGCUGUUAAAAAGAGGAACCAGGGUUCAAAUUUCACAAUAAACAUUUUUUUUCCUAACAAGUCUGA
Messenger RNA from Alosa alosa (allis shad), 2257 nucleotides. It is a transcript of the gene csnk2b, whose product is annotated as casein kinase 2, beta polypeptide. Gene Ontology annotation, molecular function: protein kinase regulator activity. The transcript is spliced from 7 exons. Gene Ontology annotation, cellular component: cytoplasm; protein kinase CK2 complex. Lineage: Eukaryota; Metazoa; Chordata; Actinopteri; Clupeiformes; Clupeidae. The coding region runs from base 139 to 798 and encodes 219 amino acids. The record is from RefSeq and is a predicted model, not a curated record.